UAAAGCCACGACUUCUAGGGCGGGGCAGGUGACCGGUGUCGCCUAUAAAGGCCGGAGAAGAGAGAGGAGAGGGGAGGUCGGAUUUUUGGUUCAAAACAGAGCAUAGAGAGAGAACCGAGAGUAAAAAAGGCGAGUUGAGUGAUUUGCAGGGGCUGAAGAGGAAGCAGCCCGUAUCGCCGGUGCCCGUAGACCAGCCGGCGACUCCCCGAAGCACCCCUGACCGUGAAGCUGCCUUGUUUGGGUCCUCGGCCGGCGACUUGUGAAAUCGAUGUCAAGCCCGAGAAGCAGGAUGUCAUCGCAGUCAUCAAGUCAACAAGCUUCCCCGGCAUCUGAAAGAAGAGACCGAGAGAGAAGGCUCCGUGAAGCAUCGCUCGACGGGUGUGUCGAGUCGUUGGCUCAUUUGCUGCAGGAAGACCGACUCAUCCUGGCUCGGACUUCGGUCACUUGCUUCGAUGAGACACCAUUGCAUGUGGCCUGCAUGCUCGGUCAUGUACACUUUGCCAAGGCUCUUUUGGCUCAUAAACAGGACUUGACUAUGGCGCUGGACUCGGAGGGACGUACGCCUCUUCACUUGGCAUCCGCGAAUGGGUACGUGGAAAUAGCGAGGGAACUGUCACAGUCAAACCCCGACGCAUGCCUUGUCCAUGAUGAAGAUGGGAGGACCCCACUUCAUCUAGCCGUGAUGAAGGGCCGAAGUGACGUCGUGAGAGAGCUGCUCAAGGCAAGACCGGAUGCAGCAACACGCAGGCUGAGCCACGGCCAAACCGUUCUCCAUCUGGGAGUGAGCCAUAAUCGUCUGGAGACUCUGAAAAUUCUGGUGGAGGUGGUGAGAGAUGGUGAUCUGGUGAAUGCUCAAGAUGACGAGGGUAAUACAAUUUUGCAUUUGGCCGCGGCAAACAAGCAAAUAGAGACCAUGAAAUAUCUUCUUCAAAGAAGUGAAGUGGAAGUGAACACACCGAAUAGAAAUGGCUUGGCUGCUCUGGAUAUAGUGGAAAAUUUUCCAAUGGAUUUCAAAGUCAUUGAACUGAGAGAAUUGUUAGUACAUGCUGGAGCUCUGAGAGCCAAAAGAUUCCCUGCAUCCACAACUCCCCAAGGAGAUGUUGAUAACACAAAUGAGAACAACUCAACUAUUGUAGUUGACCUCGAAUCUGCACCACCUCCAUCCUCCAAUACUAAUCCGGUGACGGCGGUGCCGCCACUGUCUUUCUCGGGUGAAAUCAGGAAGAAGAAGGAGAAAGACAACCAUGAGGAAUGGAUCAAGAAGAAGCGCAAUUCUCUGAUGAUAGCUGCGACGGUGAUUGCGACCGUAGCUUACCAAGCAAGCCUUAGCCCUCCCGGCGGUCUGUGGAACGAAGAUGUCCCUUACAAGGACAAAGAGGACCCCGUCGCAUACUUGGCAGGAACGUCGAUAUUGGCCGCAAACUAUCCAGAGGGUUACGAAAAGUUCUGGAUAUACAACACGGUCUCCCUUCUUGCAUCUCUUAGCACAAUCUUCUUUCUCAUAAGUGGCUUGCCCAUAACGAAGAGGAUCUUGAUGUGGAUUCUGAUGGCCACAAUGUGUGUGACCAUCACAUUCAUGGCACUCACUUACCUUGAGUCCUUGAAGGCCAUCUUGUAUCUGCAGAACCGGGAUCCUAAAGAGAUGAGACCAAUCACAACAGUGGUUGGCAACACCAUGUAUGUUUGGCUCUGUGUUUUAUUGAGUGCUUUUCUAUUUCACACCGUUCAGUUCCUCAGGAUUGUCCUCCGGAUUGUGAAAAAUCCGCAAGAGCUCAAAGAAAAGAAACCAGGGUUUCUGAGUUGGUGCAGAUCUACGAGUUAUUUCAAGAACUAGUGUAUUUAUAUUUUUUGUGGUUUCUGAGUUGGUGGGAUAGAGGAUUAUUACAUAAUUUCGAUGCCUGUGUUCUUUCAAACUUAAUCCCUACGUUACAAUGUCAUUUGAGUACCACUAGCUAUGUGAACCAUUUAAUGAGACUACCAAACUUUCCUGGA
This is a messenger RNA of Syzygium oleosum, 1992 nucleotides long. Its product is annotated as ankyrin repeat-containing protein ITN1-like. Bases 269 to 1834 code for a protein of 521 amino acids. Gene Ontology annotation, molecular function: protein binding. The record is from RefSeq and is a predicted model, not a curated record. The transcript is spliced from 5 exons. NCBI's taxonomy places the organism in Eukaryota, Viridiplantae, Streptophyta, Magnoliopsida, Myrtales, Myrtaceae.